Messenger RNA from Mustela lutreola (European mink), 2720 nucleotides. It is a transcript of the gene ELOVL5, whose product is annotated as ELOVL fatty acid elongase 5. Lineage: Eukaryota; Metazoa; Chordata; Mammalia; Carnivora; Mustelidae. Gene Ontology annotation, molecular function: fatty acid elongase activity. Gene Ontology annotation, cellular component: endoplasmic reticulum; endoplasmic reticulum membrane. The record is from RefSeq and is a predicted model, not a curated record. Gene Ontology annotation, biological process: very long-chain fatty acid biosynthetic process; fatty acid elongation, saturated fatty acid; sphingolipid biosynthetic process. The transcript has 8 exons. Bases 9 to 983 code for a protein of 324 amino acids.
GUUUUAAAAUGGAAAAUUUUGAUGCAUCACGUAGUACCUAUUUCAAGGCAUUGCUAGGCCCCCGAGAUACCAGAGUAAAAGGAUGGUUUCUUCUGGACAAUUAUAUACCUACUUUUAUCUGCUCUGUCAUAUACUUACUAAUUGUAUGGCUGGGACCAAAAUACAUGAAGAAUAGGCAGCCGUUCUCUUGCCGGAGAAUUUUAGUGGUCUAUAACCUUGGCCUCACAUUGCUGUCUCUCUAUAUGUUCUGUGAGGUAGGAAGGGUGCAACCCAGACAGUCUUCCCCUCUCUCCUCACACCCAACAAAAGAACAAGGAUUACCUUCCAGUAGAUUAGUGACAGGAGUAUGGGAAAACAGCUACAACUUCUUCUGUCAAGGCACUCACAGUGCGGGAGAAGCAGAUAUGAAGAUUAUCCGCGUCCUCUGGUGGUACUAUUUCUCCAAGCUCAUUGAAUUCAUGGACACCUUCUUCUUCAUCUUACGGAAGAACAACCACCAGAUCACAGUCCUGCACGUCUACCACCACGCCACCAUGCUGAACAUCUGGUGGUUUGUGAUGAACUGGGUCCCCUGUGGCCACUCGUAUUUUGGCGCCACCCUUAACAGCUUCAUCCAUGUCCUCAUGUACUCAUACUACGGUCUGUCAUCUGUGCCCUCCAUGCGCCCGUACCUCUGGUGGAAGAGAUACAUCACUCAGGGGCAGCUGCUGCAGUUUGUGCUGACAAUCAUCCAGACCAGCUGCGGGGUCAUCUGGUCGUGUACGUUCCCUCUUGGGUGGCUGUACUUCCAGAUUGGAUACAUGAUCUCUCUGAUCACGCUCUUCACAAACUUCUACAUUCAGACUUACAAGAAGGGGGCCUCGCGGAGGAAAGAGCACCUGAAGGACCACCAGAACGGGUCCGUGGCUGCCGUGAACGGACACACCAACAGCUUUUCUUCCCUGGAAAACAAUGUGAAGCCGAGGAAGCAACGGAAGGAUUGAAGCGGAAGAGUUGAGAAGCCUCCAAAACCCAUCGUCUGAUUGUAAGCACAGCUUGAGCUGUGCCCGAUGCUUGUUAACAGCUGCUGUAACUCGUCCUGCCUACAACAGCGUGAUUCAUGUAGGACCUCCUUCAUCGUUCAAAACCCCUUGAAAAUGUAUACAGAUUAUACGUAGGCAUAAGAUUUAACAUUUCUGGGCUCUCACCGACCCCUGCGCUAGACUGUGGAGGGCGUAUUAUUGUAGUAUACGACACUGCUGUUGCCUUAUUAGUUAUAACAUGAUAGGUGCUGAAUUGUGAUUCACAAUUUAAAAACACUGUAAUCCAAACUUUUUUUUUUUUUUUACUGUAGAUCAUGCAUGUGAUUGUAAAUUUGUACAAUGUUGUUACAGUAGAGAAACACACAUGCCUUAAAACUUAAAAAGCAGGGCCCAAAGCUUAUUAAUUUAAAUUAGGAUAUGUUUCAAGUUUUUAUUCAUUUUUUAAUAGCUCUGUUUAGGAAAAAAAUCAAAGACUGUAAUUUAUGAAACUAGCGUGUGACACAUAAUUUCAAGUGACUUGUACAUGUGAAAUCAGAAACGGCACCUUCAGUUUUGUAAUAUUGGCUUUAAAUCAGGCAGGCUCAAAUCUAGUGGAAGGUCAGUUUAACUUUUUAACAGAUCUUAUUUUUUUAUUUUGAGUGCCACUAUUGAUAAUGUAAAAAAUGGGGGGGGGGCUCUAAAGGAGUCUUGAUGAAACCUAAAUAUAUAUUCUUUGUCUUCAGGAUUUUAGAAAGUAUGUAGGAUGAGUAGGACAUUUAAAAUUUCUGAAAUGCUAAGUGUUUUUAUACAGGAAACAGUGCCCACUUUGCUUUCCACUUGUGAGAGAGAGGGUGUGUACUUUUCAGAAGAGAUCAUUGAAUACCAUUUGACAGAAUCCCAUAGAUGAGCAUUGGGGAACUGGUUGCCAGGGUCCAAAUUUGGAUUGGUUUCUGUACUGCUGUCUGUUUUGACACAAACUUCUUUUAAAAUGUGCCUAGCUUAUAAAAAUGAAUAAAGGGGGAAAAGGGGACCUUAAAAAAAUUUUAAGGUAAAAUUAAACAGAUAGCUACUACAUAAGAGAACUGGGAAAUGGGGUAGAGAGAAUUUGUUUCAUGUAAAUCUAAUAGUACCUGUAAUUUUCUUUUUCUGCUUAGAAUCUAAAGAUUUGUGUAGAACUGCUUAUUUAAAAAUGAGACUGCUUAUCAUAAAAUCGUGUCUGUCACCCUUGAGGCAGUGGUCAAACAGAUAAGGACUAUUGUGCGUGUCAUUUUAAAGUGUUGAAAUUUAGUCUCUGAAUACCUUCUUUGUGGGGAGAAAAAACAGUCAUUGAACCACUCGUGAUACAUUUUAGAAGGUCAUCGACAAUGUAUAAACUAAUUGUUGGUUUGGUAUUUAUGUAAAUAUCAGUUUAUCAUGCUUUAAUUUUGCACAUUCAUAUUAUAUAGGGAGCCGAUUGGUUCUCUUAUUAGUCUUGUGGGUUUUCUGUUUGGAAGGAGUCACAGCAUCUGUUUACAUUUACCUUAUCAAAUCUAGAAUGUGUAUAUUUGUAAAUGUUAUGUCUUCCUAGGUACUAGUUUGCAAAUGUCUUUACAUAUUUCAAUACAGAAACUAUAACAUUCAAUAGUGUGCUGUCAACGUGUGCUUUAGCUCAUCUGGAUAUACCCACACUGUUAAAUAAUGUCUAAACAUUAAUCAUUAAAACUUUUUUGAUUACCUGUG